CCAAGAAAGGCACGUGAAACUAUGACUAUACCGAGAAUGGAACUCAUGGGAGUGUUGUUGGGUGUGCGAGCAACGGCUUUUGUUAGUGCGCAAAUACAUCGUCCAAUCACUGCAACUCAUUUAUGGUGCGACUCACAAAUAGUCUUGGCAUGGAUACGAAGUAAAGAAACUCAACCAGUCUUCGUGGAAAAUCGCCUGCGGGAAAUUAGAAAACAAGAGAACAUGACCUUCCAUUAUGUGAACACUAGUUACAACCCUGCUGACGUGGCGACACGCGGAACCACCGCAGCUCAACUGAUGGAAAGCCAACUCUGGUGGAACGGACCGACCUGGAUUAACGCCCCCUCCGACCAAUGGCCUAGCGAAAUGGGAUUCAACUUACCUGUAGAGAGUGAAAUGGCACGAAAUGAGAAUUUGGACGAACAAUUUGUUGGUGUCGUUAACGAAUUACAGGCUGAAUCUAUCUUUGAGGCGAAACGAUUUAGUUCGUGGCUUACCUUGCUGGGAACAGUCAUUUUGGUGCUACGUUUCAUCAAGCUACGUUGUGUACAGUUUCCAACCUGUAUUUCUACAAAUGGUAUUUUUACUGCCAAAGAUUACCGAAUUGCUCGUUCCUUGCUCAUCCGAUUAGCACAACGUGAACAUAAACUGGAAAUGAAAAGCAUACAUACUAUGAUUGACUCGGAAGGAAUAAUACGAAUAAAAACGAGGAUUGACAAGAACGCUGAAGCUUGUGCGCCUUCUAAUCCCAUUUGGUUACCACGCCAUGCUGGGAUUACUUCUCUGAUUAUUCGGGACGUGCAUCAACGACUCAAACAUGCUGGAGUUGACUGGACUCUCACCGAACUAUUACGAGAAUUUUUCUUGCCUCAGGCGCGAAGGACCACCAAACACGUACUUUCUCAGUGUACUCGAUGUCGACUAAUGAAUAAACCAAAAUAUGCCCUACCUACUAUGCCACCACUUCCUGCUGAUAGAGUCCAACGAAGACGACCGUUCGAUUCUGUUGGUCUCGACUAUCUUGGCCCUACACUCGCCCGACAAGCCGGAGUGGUUGUCAAAGUUUGGAUUGUCAUUAUCACAUGUUUGUCCGUUAGAGCAGUCUAUUUGGAACCGACUUACGACUUGAGUGCACCAUCGUUUAUCAAUGUGCUGAGGCGCUUCAUCAGCAGACGAGGAAAGCCUAGAAGAAUUCUUUCCGAUAAUGCGCCGACAUUUGUGCAAACAGGAAAAGCCCUCAAGACACUAGCGAUGACAGAAGACCCAGCAGAAUUCUCGGCACGUUCUGGAAUUGAUUGGCACUUCAUACCGCAACUUAGCCCUUGGGCAGGUGGAAUUUACGAGCGCUUAGUGGCUUUGGUCAAACAUUCAAUUCAACGGACACUUGGACGAAGAAUUUUACCGUGUGACGACUUGAGCGCCUUUCUGACCGAAGCUGAAGCUAGUAUAAACUCCAGACCAAUCACAACUGUCUCUGAUGCUGAAGGAGCUCCAAUACCGUUGCGGCCUAUGGAUUUUUUGUUACCUGGAGCGGACAUGCACUUGGCCACUACCCAAAUGGAGGACGACGAGGAUAAACGUUUACCUUCCCAUGAAAGGUUGGCAAACCUUUGGCGUGUCACUCAGGAAGCUGUUGAAUAUUACUGGACUCGUUGGACCAAGGAAUACUUGCUUGUGUUGCGUGAGAGAGCAGGAUGGACACACCAUGGACCUCGAUGUCAAGACAAAUCUAUACCCAUGGUUGGUGAUGUAGUGCUGAUAGAAGAAGACCUGCGUCCUCGCAAUUUGUGGUGCCUGGGAAAAAUUACCGAAUUAAAUGGUCGAGAGCCCAAUAUUAGAAGCGCCAAGGUGUUGAUGGCAAAUGGCAAAAUACUAACCCGACCGAUCAAUCGUUUAUGUCCACUAGAGGCGAGUAAAAAUGUUGAAAUUGCAAUAACACCCACGCCUGACACCAUGAAGGAACCAUCAACUCAACGAACUAAAGAACUCAAAGAAAAACAUUCUAACUUACCAAAGCCACCUUGUCACAAAAUGAUCACAAGAGCACGAGCAAGAAUGGGAACUUUGGCUUUAACUUGUCUUACUGCAUUCGUCUACCCUCUGGUAGAGGCAAAUAUCACCAGCCACGUCGUGUGUACAACUAAGGGAGUUAUCGUCACCAGCCCGCCUAACAUUCAAAAAACUGAAAUUUGUUGUAUGGGUUCCUGUUGGGUGCGAGCUGCUACGAAUAGAUUUGUUUUCGAGUUACCUAUGGAAAUACUGGUUAAUGAUUAUACUUGCACGGGACACUUCUGGUACAACUCAGAGAACUCAACAGAGAUUGAACAACGUUGCCCCGCAGUUGAUGAAUGUUUACUGAUUGAAUGUACCUUCUGUUGGGACUUAAUCACAAACCCCACGUGUCGUCCGCAAACAGCCAUGAUAAUUAUUGGACUCUCAAUCGCACUUGUGUUGAGUUUACUUGGAUUUAUAUGGACACUAUUCCGACGAAUGACCAAAGGAGCCAAACUUGUUUGUCAAUUAUUGGCGUGGAUUACCGCAGGCCCUGCACUUGUUUUUAAUUGGUUCAAUAAUCGAAGACACCCAGGCACGAGUAGAAGUCAAUCAACAGCUAAUUUACGAACAGGAAUUAGAACAGUUAAAAGGAAAGUGACUUCAGUUCAAACUGGCUUUCGACGUUUCCGGGAUCAGAGGAUGCGAAGAUUUGAUUGGCUGUUAGCCAUCGUUGCCCUUAUAUUGCUUCUAACUAACAAGUGUGAUGGAUCUGAGACGGUCUCUAUUGUUACAAAAUCAGAAAGUUGUUUGCGAUCGGCUCAUGGCCUAGUUUGUACGAUUCGUUCUGCUACGACACUCACACUCUUGCCGGCCGGGCAAACGCGUACUUAG
This is a messenger RNA of Meloidogyne enterolobii, 2886 nucleotides long. The record is from the annotation of a GenBank genome assembly. NCBI's taxonomy places the organism in Eukaryota, Metazoa, Nematoda, Chromadorea, Rhabditida, Meloidogynidae.